AUGAACUCAGAUGAGCUUUUGGCGCGCCAGCUCCAAGAGGAAGAGGAGAGACUGAUGAUGAUGAUGAGCGAGAGAAGGAGGAUUCAGACGACGACGACGACGACGACGGAACAAAAUCAUCAUCAUCAUCAUCAUCAACAACAACAACAACAACAACAACAACAACAAAUGUUUCUGAGUCGAUUGCAGUCUGGCUUAGAAACGAUUACAAAGUACGAAGACGAGAUGGCGCGAGCGUGCGCUUUAUCCGUCGUCCCCGUGGAAGAGUUGGAAAAGAGGGUAAAGGAAGGAAAAGAACCGAAAUGCCAGGGGUUAUCGUUCAAAGACGCGUUUAUCGUCGAGCUUUUAAAGUGGUUUAAGCACGAGUAUUUCAGUUGGUGCGAUAAACCAAACUGUAGUCGCGAGACGUGUUCAUUCUCCGUACAAGAAGAAGUGGGAAGAAAAACAACGGUAAGAACAAACCCGGCAAACAUGCAAUGCGUUGACACGGUCGCCCCGAGCGAAGAAGAGCGAGUGUUUGGCACUUCUAGGGUCGAACUUUACGCCUGCUCCGGGUGCGGUUGUCAAACGCGUUUCCCGAGAUACAACGAUGCGGUGAAACUGUUGGAAACGAGAACAGGGCGUUGCGGCGAGUUUGCAAACACAUUUUCGCUCAUUUGUCGCGCGCUAGAUUACGAGACGAGAUACAUUUUGGACUGGACGGAUCACGUCUGGACGGAAAUUUGGAGCCCUUCUCAAAAUAGGUGGAUCCAUUGCGACUCGUGCGAGGCGGCGUUUGAUGAACCGAGAUUAUACAGCGAAGGAUGGGGGAAGAGUUUGUCAUUCGUCGUCGCGUUUUCGAUUGACGGUGUCGCAGAUGUCUCGAAGAGAUAUCAAAAGAUGGACGACGAGAUGGUAGGGAGAAGGCGCGCUAUUGUUCAGGACGAUGAGUUCGUGUCCAAAGCAAUCGCGAGGUGCACGGAAGUGCUUCAAACGCGCAUAGACGUCGCGAGACGAGAGAUCGUGAGAAAGAGAAACGAAGACGAACGAGAAGAACUAAAAGUACUCGACAUGGGCGAGGAAGAAAAGAAAAACUUGCCAGGAAGAACUACCGGAUCCUUGGAAUGGAGGAGAGCGCGCGGAGAGUUAGGGGAUAAUAAAUAG
This is a messenger RNA of Bathycoccus prasinos, 1143 nucleotides long. RefSeq lists its product with no specific name. Gene Ontology annotation, cellular component: cytosol; nucleus. Gene Ontology annotation, molecular function: peptide-N4-(N-acetyl-beta-glucosaminyl)asparagine amidase activity. Bases 1 to 1143 code for a protein of 380 amino acids. Gene Ontology annotation, biological process: protein quality control for misfolded or incompletely synthesized proteins; glycoprotein catabolic process; protein deglycosylation. Lineage: Eukaryota; Viridiplantae; Chlorophyta; Mamiellophyceae; Mamiellales; Bathycoccaceae. The record is from RefSeq and is a predicted model, not a curated record. The transcript has a single exon.